AUGGGUGGUGAAGCUCAAGAAGAUUGUGAUAAUACGCUUGGGAGCACAGAGAAUUUAUGUGUUAUUGUAGAACCAAGCGAGCACAUGGAAAUGGCUGGUAUUGGAAGCCACGAUAGUGCAAGUAGCUCACAGAUAUCGACUCCAGAGGCAGAGUUUGAAGCACAGGAUAAAUGCACACGGAAAGAUGAGGAAAUUCGAGCACUAAAGGAAGAACUCGAAAAGCAAAAGCGGCGAGUGGCGGAAUUGGAAAGCCCUAAAAACUGCGAAGGACAGCGAGCUUACCGAGCGGAGGUACCAGGUAGAGUAAGCCGAGAAACUAGUAGUAUAAGUGGUGACAAUGAGCAAAACAGGCAGUUGCAGAGUGGCUGGCACAAGCGGGAGAAAAAGAAGGCCUGUCGUCGCGGGAUGUGCAGCAGUUCGUCGAGGAGGAGCUGCACGAGUCUCAGUACGUUUUAUGACUCUACUUUGAGCUCAAAUGAAGAACGUAUGUAUGAGAGUAAAAAACGAGUGCCACAUAGAAAACAUCGGGUGGGAGCCCAGAAUGUAAUGGGAGAAUACCUAAAGUUUAUAGCAUUGCCGGGUGUUGUGCCAUACUCGGGAAAAGAUAAAGAGUACCCGUUUGAACACUUUGUAGAAGCGUUCGAGUUGAAGUACCCUGGUCAAUACUGGGAAGACAAAGAGCGCUGUGCGUUAUUCAGAUCAAAGUUAGCGGGUAAAGCAAGGGCGCAAUUUGAGGCGCUAGCUAAAGCAAAGAAGCGUAACUUCUACACAUUAGUGAAUGCGAUGAAAGAGGUGUGUAGGGAGGAAUCGCGCAAUAAAAAAGUGGUUGCGUUAGGUGAACUAAAACGCCUGCGGAAACCAGAGACACAGUCAGUCGGGGAUUUCUGUGUUGAACUAGAAAGACUGACGCGCCGAGCAUAUCCCGAGCUAGGAGAAGACACAUUGUCAAUAAUACGUGCGGACCACCUCUAUGAUCAAAUUUCUCAUUGGGAUGAGUCCUGCCACCUACAAGAGGCCUUGGAGGGACCCGGUAGCGAUAUGUACGAGCGGUUGAAAGACGCUGCGAUGAGGGCAGAGUGGAGACACCUGUCCUUGAAGAAUCGCAAAAGUACUGAGUUCUCGCAAACUACAGGGGUCACAAGCAGAGGACAAAGAAAUGUUCGAAGGAACUAUUUCAAAGAAAACGAUGUAUCGCAGAUCAAGGCGAAGAGCAGCGUUGAGCUGGAAGACAACGAAGACCGUAAAGGAAAUAAGGAACGCUUAAAAUGUUUCAAGUGCAAAAGUACAGGUCAUAAGGCGCGUGAAUGCAAGACCACGGCCACUAGUGAAGUAAGUCGUCCAGUGUCGUUAUCGGCACGAGUUCGUGGAGUAAAGUGCACCAAGGUCCACAGUAAACACGGACAUAUUCGAAACCGAUCUCCGCAUAUUUUUGGCAAACGAUCAACUAUCGAGGUGACCAUCCUUGGGAAAGAUAGAAAAGCUCUACUUGAUACGGGGUCACAAAUAUCGAUCUUGCCGUCGAUCGUUCUCCAAGAAGCAAUGGACGAUGGAAUUGACAUCGAUGCCGUAGUUAAGGAAAUUGCGCUUCCUAAAUCGCUGAAGAUCACAGACGCUUCAGGGAAAGCGAUGAAGUUCCUAACUGCAGUGGAGGUUGAUGUCGUAAACAGAAGUGAUAACAAGUUAAACCGAGUUCGGAUGUUAGUCUCCAAAACAAAGGAAAAGCUCAUCAUUUUGGGAACAAAUGCAAUCCCGCAGAUAGGAUACGAGGUCAGAAAAAUUGGACAUAAGGAGGAAGACAAAGAGGUGGAGCAACAGCAAAAAGAAGUGGAAAAUAGUUCCGCUGCCACCGUUGCUCGAAGAGUCUUCAUAGCUCCUGGACAGACUGAAUAUGUGGACCUCAAGUGUGAAGAAAAAUGCACGGAAGCAAUGUUGAAUUCGAGUGACAAAAGAGUUCCAAACAGUCUGUGCAAAGUAAAUAUCGGAGUGGCAAAAGUAGCGGUCGUCAACGUAACUAGUGAACCCAUAGUAAUGAGAAAGGGCCAAGAAGUAGAGAUACCCCAACAGACCUACUAUGCAGCCAAGGCAAACCCAUGUCCGCAGAGAAAAAAAGUCUCAGAUACCUACUUACGAGUCUUUUGGAUCAAGAAUCAGAAUGGAAGCAUGGCUAUCACCUCAGAUGCAAAAGAUUGGAGAACGGUGUCAGUGAACGUGCCAAUUGGAACCAUAACAGCGGAUGCUCGAAGAAGAAGUUGGAACUACCCGACAAAUGGAUGUGAUGACUACUCAUGUGGUUAUGCAUACAACAUCACUCCCGCAGUGAAGCUACAGGAGAAAAGCCCUUCUUUCUACUGCAUGGAAGUUGAUCCUGUCAUUCCUCAUGUACCAUUUCCAAAUGCUGAUGUCUCUAAGUAUAACAGAUUUUCGUCGAUGAUUAUCGAAGGAACUCGAGUUCGAUGUUCCGGACGAGAGUCACAUGUUCACGCAGUCAGAUGCCGUGUACAAGACUUUCCGGCGUUCAAAGGAGGGCCCAGUUUUGCGCUGGCAAACUGCUGCGUAUCUAAGACCAUGACAGCGGCCGAUUUGAUCGCAGUGUUACCUCACCCUGCCAGGGCUUUGCCCAUUGAAUGCGUGUUGGAGGCGGCUCGAGUGUUCGCCAUUUGGAUGCAAACAGGAUCGGUGGCGCUGAAUACCCAGCGAAUAAUGAAUUUGGAUGAUAGAGUCGUUGACCCGCGCUCACUUGGUUUUGCAUAUGCGGUCUUUCGAAAAAAAUGCGCCCAUGUUAGCACAAUGGCGAGAGCCAUCGAACCAGCCACCAUUAUGAGACACGGAUCCUUGUCGAGGGGAUGGCCAACGGUGCCGCAAAGGAUUUUUGAGUUGGGUUGGUUAGUGGCGAGAAAGCUGGAUAAGAAUGAUUUCGAUUUGAAUUCAAUGAUGGACAGAAUACACAAUCGUAUUCUAAUCGUCGUGCCCAUGGUACUCAGGAGGAUGGCGUGGAUGUCCGGUGGUUGUCGCACGCGUGUAUUCUUUUAUGGCGAUUUUGCGGCCAUCAAAACGAAGAUGGAUAGUUUGUUCACGGACGAUCUAGGGGCAGUCGUGCUGAUCCUGCCGCCCGAAGAACCGCGCAAGGUCACGAGCUGGCUUGCGAUCAUGUCAGCUAUUAAUCUGUGGACUACAUGUGGCACGCAUGUCUACCUUGUGAAUGGUCCGAGGACCGUAAACAUAGUGAGUUGGGAGCACGUUACCAUGAAAAUGCGAGCCCACAUUCUCAGUUACGUAUCAGAGCAGCCGGAGCAUGCGCAACUUAUCGUGGACGUUCUUCAGCAGAAUAUUGGAGUUAUGGACCCGCGUGCGGCUUGGGCGGCUGUCGGAGUACUGAAAAAUGCCACGGAGUGGCAGGAAGAAUCCACUCGCACAUUUCACCAAUUCCUGCGGUCGCAACUGGAACCCCUGUUGACUCUGGAAGAGCUUCGUUUGGCACCGUUUCGCGCGCACAAACGAAAGGAGCCUGGACUGCCGGCACCUGUAGAGGAAAGCUCUAAAGGACCUCAGGGGGUCAACGCGUUUGCACUGGUUGUCAACCUGUUAGACAUUGAUGAAUUUUGUUAG
Ostertagia ostertagi is the source of this 3606-nucleotide messenger RNA. NCBI's taxonomy places the organism in Eukaryota, Metazoa, Nematoda, Chromadorea, Rhabditida, Trichostrongylidae. The record is from the annotation of a GenBank genome assembly.